Molecule: messenger RNA, 1892 nt
Organism: Blepharisma stoltei
Lineage: Eukaryota; Ciliophora; Heterotrichea; Heterotrichida; Blepharismidae
Source: the annotation of a GenBank genome assembly
AUGUCCAUUGCAGGAUCCAAAAAAUCAGCGACUUCUUCCUAUAUGAGCGACCAGCAUCGCCAAAAACUGAUAAUGAUCAAAGAAAGAGAAGAUUUAAAAGGCCAACUCAUUACCAAAUUCCUCGCAAAGUAUGGAAAACGCCGCCGUUUGUCUUUUAUUGAAAAAGAAGUCAACAACGUCCUCAACACUCUUCCACUUACAGAAGAAAACCUAAGAAAGCUCGACGAGCGCAUUGGGCAAGGCUCCUCAAUCGCCCCUUCUGCUUCUCGAAUUGAAAGCCAAGAAGGCAAGUCCAUCAUCUCCGGAAUAUCUGUAAGAACUGGUGCAAGUCAAGGCCGAAUGUCAGACAAACCCCCAGAAUCAGUUAAAUCGAUCUCCUAAGGACCCCCCCCCCAUUUGUCCAAUUUUCUAGUCUUUUAUCAUUUGUCCAUUUUUCUAGUUUUUUUUAUAGGAAAAAAAAAUUUUUCUAGGACCUCAUUUGUCCAAUUUUCUAGUCAAAAUUUUGAUGAGAAAAAAAAAUUUUCAGGACCUCAAUUGUCUCAUUUUCUAGUUUUUUUAAAGUAAAAAACUAGAAUUUAGGGAAUUCGAAAAAAUCCAAAAAAGACUAGAAAAUUGGACAAAUCAUUUUUGACUAGAUUUUGGGACAAAUGAGGUCCUGAAAAAAAAAAAUUUCUUAUAAAAAAAAGACUAGAAAAUUCGACAAAUGAGGGGGGGGUCCUUAUAUGUCAGGGGCUUCUCGACUUUCAGAGACCACCGCCAAAGAAAUUGACCAAAAGAGCACAGUUUCAUCAGUCUCAAAAAUUUCUAGCGAAGCCUUGCCGUCUGAUAAAGACGAAUGGGCAGUCAUUUUGGAGUAUAACCAAGCUGUCUAUAGAGAAGAAGAAAGAAAAAGGCUAGAAAGAGAAAGACAGCAGAAACUGUCACUCAAAAGGGAGCUAGACCGACAAAUUGAAGAGAAAAAACAAAAAGAAGCCCAGGAAAGGCAAGAAUUGCAGCAGUAUAUAGAAGUCCAAGCACAUAAUCUGAAUGAUUUUGAUCAAAAAGAAGCUGAAAAAGCAAGGCUGAUGAAGGAGAAAAUCCUUUAUGAGAAAUCUUUGAGGGACAAGCAGAUGAAAGAUCUGAAAAGAAUGAGGCGGCAAAGGGAAAAAGAAGAAAAAAACACUGAUGUGGCGAUGGUAAAAAGGCUUCAAGAGGAGUAUAAACAAGAGCUACAAGCCCUUAAAAAUAAAAGAAUUGAAGAAACCCACCAGAGGAAAAAAAUGCUUGAAGAAAACUUGGCAGCUAAACAGAGACAAAGAGAAAGAGAAGAAUUAGAUAGGCUUGAAGACAUUAAGCUGCAAAAAGCUCACGAGGCAAUGCUAGAAAAAAUAGAACAAGACAGGCUUGAUGAGCUGAGAAAACGUGAAGAAAGGGUCCAGACUUUUUUAAACAACAACGCAAAUGCUGUGUUGCAGCAGCAAGAUCAGAUGAAUAAAGAUGACGACAGAGCGUUGUUGCAGCAUUAUAUGGAUACCAUUGACUAUGACCAAGAUGAACAAAAUAGACUAAAAGCCAGAGAUAAAGAACAGAAAAAAGAAAUGAGAAAAAUCCUCGAAGAACAGAUGAAAAUCAAGGACGCCAAAAAAAAGAGAGAAAAAGACGUCCAGGUAAGGCAAGCCCAGGUGUGGAAAAAAGAGUAUAAUGAUUUUCUGCAGAUGGAAAAUGAGGAAAAAAUGAAGCGGGAACAGCUUGUUCAGAUGUAUAAAGACGAGCUGAAGCAGCAAAUUAAAGAAAAGAAAGAAAAGGAUCUGGCCAGAAUGGAUGUCAUUGAGAGAGCGCUUAAUAAGCCGCUACUGAAGCAGGUGAUAGAAACUACUGCUCCUAUCCCUGAAGCCAAGCUGGGGAAGCGCUAA